Molecule: messenger RNA, 447 nt
Organism: Saccharomyces paradoxus
Lineage: Eukaryota; Fungi; Ascomycota; Saccharomycetes; Saccharomycetales; Saccharomycetaceae
Gene: UBC4
Product: E2 ubiquitin-conjugating protein UBC4
Exons: 2
Coding region: 1-447 (148 amino acids)
Biological process (GO): ubiquitin-dependent protein catabolic process; protein polyubiquitination
Cellular component (GO): nucleus
Molecular function (GO): ubiquitin conjugating enzyme activity
Source: RefSeq, a predicted model, not a curated record
AUGUCUUCUUCUAAACGUAUUGCUAAAGAAUUAAGUGAUCUAGAAAGAGAUCCACCUACUUCAUGUUCAGCCGGUCCAGUCGGCGAUGAUCUAUAUCACUGGCAAGCAUCCAUCAUGGGACCUGCCGAUUCCCCAUAUGCCGGCGGUGUUUUCUUCUUGUCUAUCCAUUUCCCAACCGACUACCCAUUCAAGCCACCAAAGAUCUCCUUCACAACUAAGAUAUAUCAUCCAAAUAUUAAUGCCAACGGUAAUAUCUGUCUUGACAUCCUGAAGGAUCAGUGGUCUCCCGCUCUAACUCUAUCGAAGGUCCUAUUAUCCAUCUGCUCUUUGUUAACAGACGCCAACCCUGAUGAUCCUUUAGUGCCAGAAAUCGCUCAUAUUUACAAGACUGACAGACCCAAGUACGAAGCUACAGCCAGAGAAUGGACCAAAAAGUAUGCUGUAUAA